Molecule: messenger RNA, 6026 nt
Organism: Nomia melanderi (Alkali bee)
Lineage: Eukaryota; Metazoa; Arthropoda; Insecta; Hymenoptera; Halictidae
Gene: mor
Product: SWI/SNF- related protein mor
Biological process (GO): cell projection morphogenesis
Cellular component (GO): synapse
Molecular function (GO): protein binding
Source: RefSeq, a predicted model, not a curated record
AAAACAUUGAUCCGCCAUAUUAAAAGUCCCGCGAGGACACGUUUACCAAUCAUCGAAGUCACUAUUAGUACAACUUCGUUCCAUAAAUAAAUAUUUUCAAUGGAGGUUAUACAUUAAUGGUUGUAAGGAUAGCAAGCACUAUUUCCUUAUCUUUUCGACAGUGAAUUUUGUUCGUUAGUAAACAAAGGAAUAUGUUUAAAACUGUUCUCUGGAAGUUUCUAAACUUGUGUCGGGAAGCGUAUUCAUAGAAAUGCCGUAGUACCGACUAACUUCAGAGGCGUGUCAUGUUUGCAACAAACGCGGCGUUCUCUCUUAUAGCGUAUCUGAUAAUUUUUUAAGUCAAUAUUUCGUGAAAAAUGCUCGCAUUAGGACCGAAAAAGGACGGAGGUCCCAAUGCAAAAUUUUUCGAGUCCCAAGAAAUUCUUACACAACUCGACGGAGUGAAACAGUGGUUGUUAAAAAAUUGUAAAAAGUAUGUACAAACGGACCCUCCCAAUAAUAAAAGUUUAGCUACUUUGAUAGUGCAAUUGUUGCAAUUCCAAGAAGACAAUUUAGGAAAAAAUGUUUCAAAACCACCUAUGACCAGGCUUCCUAUGAAAUGUUUCUUAGAUUUUAAACCAGGAGGUGGUUUAUGUCACAUUCUUGCUACCGCGUAUCGUUUUAAGCAAGAGCAAGGAUGGCGUAGAUUUGAUUUUCCUGUUGGGAAGUCAGGAUCUCGGAUGGAUAGAACAGUGGAAAUGUUAAUGGCAGCUGAACGGGCUCUGGUUCAGAACAGAUGUUUGUCCAUACCAAGUAUAUAUGUACGAACGGAUGUAGAUAAGUCGACGGCGACAAAAGUGAAAGAAGCGGUUCGAAGACACCAGGGUACUAUCGCGGAAAACGAAGCGGAUGCCACGCAUAUAAUUUAUCCCCCCGUGGAUCCCAUGGAAGAGGAAUACGCACGGCCGUGUAUGAGGCGCGAAAGAUCCGUUCUCCUUCAUUGGUAUUAUUUUCCAGAUAGUUAUGACUCUUGGACUAGUUUAGAUCUUCCCUGGGACUUUCCAGAAGGGACACUGACGAACGCCAGUGUAAAAUCAGUGUACAAGGUAUCGGCAACGUGGGCGCUAGACUUGGAUCAGUACAACGAGUGGAUGAACGAAGAAGAUUAUGAAAUAGACGAGAACGGUCAGAAGAAGAUACACAAGUACAGAUUAUCGGUAGAGGAUUUAAUGGCUCAGCCGUCGCAUCCGCCACCUUCAGCGAAAAAACCGAAACGGAAACGGUCACCCAGCCCGCCGCCGAAACCGGGGAAACGUAAAAGCGCGAGAGCACCGUCGGGUGUUCAAAGUGCUUCCUCGACGUCGUCACUAGCGACUCCUAAGAAAUCUCGUGGCGUGGGAGAGGAGGAAGACGAUCUCACGCAAGGAAUGGAGGAUCCUCCGGCAGAACCUCGGAUCGUAGAAGUGGUUGCCACACCAACGAACCCACCGGUUACAGGUCAAGGUAACGCUCCAGCGAGCGGUGCUACUUUAACGAGUACAGGAAGUAAAAAGCAAGACAACGAACUUCAGCCGCUAAAGUCUGGUAACAUGGCAGACCUAGACGAACCGAUGGAAGGUGACAAGGGAAGUUCUCAGAGCACCCAGGACAGAGAGGAACGAGAUGCCAGCAAAGAAAGGGGAGACGGGAGCAAAGGCGACGAACCGGAGGACAACGUAACGGAGCAAACUCAUCACAUCGUUGUUCCAAGCUACUCCGCCUGGUUCGACUACAACUCGAUCCACACUAUAGAGAAGAGAGCUCUGUCGGAAUUUUUCAAUGGCAAGAACAAGUCCAAGACACCGGAGAUCUAUUUGGCUUAUAGAAACUUCAUGAUCGAUACCUACAGAUUAAAUCCCACCGAGUACAUCACGUCGACGGCCUGCAGGCGCAAUUUGGCAGGGGACGUAUGCGCGAUUAUGCGUGUGCACGCGUUUCUAGAACAAUGGGGACUCAUCAAUUAUCAGGUGGACGCAGAAUCGAGACCGACGCCUAUGGGACCCCCGCCGACGUCACAUUUCCAUGUACUGUCGGAUACACCGUCUGGUUUGGCUCCGGUGAAUCCGAACCCGCCGAAGACGCCGCAACCGUCAGCCGCGAAGACUUUGCUCGACCUGGAGAAGAAGUCGAACGUAAUGGGAUCAGAAGAGAAGGCUUCAGCCGGAGCGAUGGCGAACUUCGGAUUGAAGAUAGAUCAGUAUUCAAGGAAGCCGGCGGUGUUGAAGAACAAACAAGCUGCCGGCGCCACUCGCGACUGGACGGAGCAGGAGACGUUGUUGUUGUUGGAAGGAUUAGAGUUACACAAGGAUGACUGGAACAAAGUUUGCGAGCACGUCGGCUCUAGAACCCAGGACGAGUGCAUUUUGCACUUCUUGCGGCUCCCAAUAGAGGACCCGUAUUUGGAGGAAGGAGGGCCGGAAGGUCUGGGUCCGCUGGCCUAUCAACCGGUGCCUUUCUCGAAGGCAGGGAAUCCAGUGAUGAGCACGGUUGCGUUUUUGGCAUCCGUUGUUGAUCCUAGAGUGGCAGCGAGCGCCGCGAAAGCUGCCAUGGAGGAGUUCGCAGCUAUCAAGGAUCAAGUGCCGGCCGCCUUGUUGGACCAACACCUGAGGAACGUCCAAGCCAGUGCAAACUCGGAUGGCAAAUUCGACCCGGCUGCGGGCUUGGCGCAAUCGGGAAUAGCCGGCACAGGACCACCCGAGCCUCCGGACGACACGGCGACACCUUCGACGGCUGGAAGCGUGCCGACAGCGGCGGCCACGUCUCCGCACUCGGCGACGUCGACGCCGAUUGAAACGAAGAAGGAGGAGCAAGAGAAGCCGAAGGAUUCCGAGGUCGACCAGACUCAAUUAGACAUUAGUAAAAAGGAGGACGAGAUGAAGGAAGCCGAGGAGGACACGAAAACACCCGUGGACGUCGAGGCUAUGGAGGCGAAAGAGAAGAAAGACAAGGUGGUGCGAGACGCUCAGCUGCAGUCGGCAGCCGCCGCCGCGUUGGCGGCAGCCGCCGUCAAGGCGAAACACUUGGCCGCCGUGGAAGAGCGUAAAAUAAAAUCGCUGGUGGCGUUGCUCGUCGAGACGCAGAUGAAGAAGCUAGAAAUUAAAUUACGUCACUUCGAAGAGCUGGAGACCACGAUGGAACGGGAACGCGAGGGUCUCGAGUAUCAGAGGCAGCAACUGAUCACGGAGAGGCAACAGUUUCACCUGGAGCAACUGAAAGCGGCGGAAUUCCGAGCAAGGCAACAGGCGCAUCAGCGUCUGGCUCAAGAACAGCAACAGCAGCAACAGAAUCAGCACCCACCUUGGCAGCCAGCCGCGCAACAGCAGCAGCAGCAGCAACCGCCGAGCCCUCAAGCGUCGGCCCAACAACCAGCAGCGCAUACGCCUCCGCAACAGGCGUAACUUUCUUUUUUUCCCACAUAACAGACGGAUCUUUCGCUGGAUGCUCCGGGCUGAGGACGCGCAACGAGGACAUCAAGUGGAAAUGAUAAUGCUGAAGAAGCUGUGUCAUGUGAGCCCGUCUGAUCUCGCCGCUCGUGCAGCAGUACAGAAAGUUAACGAGGUCAAGAGCGAGCGAGCCAACCCUGGUUAGUUGAAAAUCAACCAAACAGACGUCCUGUAACGUUACCGCGUUAUUCGCAACAUUGCAAUCACUAUAUAUAUAUUUCACUUCAACGCGACACCGUUCACCUAACCGAAACAACGGAUUAAGAUCGAUAUCUUCUCGCUGUGCGUUUAUCUCUGUUUUCUCUGUAUCAAGGAAAUUAUGUUCACGCGUGGAUUAAUAUUCGCGAGAAAAUUCCACGACCAAUUCUGUCGCGAAGAGUGAAAUAUAAUUUAUUUAUAAUACGACGAAGCAACUCUUUUCCCAACGGAACGACUAGAGAAGCGACGAGAAUCUUUUCGAUUUACCGGUUAAACCAAGCAUCGUGGUAAAUAGCGGUGACGAACACGAGAAUCGUAAUAUAAGAAUCUUACAGAUUUAUAUAAUAAAAGUAUACAGAAAAAAAACGAAAAAGAAAAGAACAAAAAGAAAAACAAACAUAGAUGUUAUAAUUUCAUAUUCUCACUUAAAUUCUAGCUAAAGUGGACCUACGAGGUAUACGUUGUCGUCGAACGGUUCUGUACAAAACACACCUGACCUAAUACACGUACAAGUUUUUCACGUUUUUAUACGGAAUUUGUAGGAAGCAAAAUUGACGGAAUUCAUUUAGCGAACCAAAGAUGUGAACAAUUACUCUGUAACACGUACCUCCUCGUUUGGCUGGGCGUCGUCUUUAAAAAGAAUAUUAUUAGUCCAACAGUCGCCGUGACAAAAGACAGUGAGAGGCCCUCUAACUGCAGCGACUUCGGUCAUUGUACGGAAAAAUACGUCCUCGUGGAGGAACGCUUGCAAUUUCUCCAUUAUCUCUGUUCUUUUGUGCUCCAUGCUGGAAGGAAGACCCUUCGAUACCAUUUCGAUGGCGUUCUUCGCAGCUUCUCGAUAAUAUUGCCGAUACCAAUCUUCGUUCUCUGUUCGGAAAAACACCUCCCGUACGCCUUGACCCCCGUCCGGGUCGGCCAGUCUUGCAAACUCUUCCGACCUUCGGAACACGCAUUAUGUACAUAUGUAAAAAAGUGUAGGUAUUAUUACUUGAUUUAUUGUAAACGUGUAAAAGAUGUCUCAUGGAAAAUGGAAGAGUGGAAAGAGCGAGAAAAAAGAAAAGAAAAGAAAAGAAAAGAAAAGAAAAGAAAAGAGAAAGGGAACGGAUAAUGUUUAACUUGCCUUGUUUCUCGGAGCGUCAAACUGAGCGCGUGAAAGCCGGCCAACGCUUUCAAGGCGCGCUUCAAAUGAUCAAGCUGAAGCCCCUUCCUUCUAUCUGCCAUUUUAAAGCCCCUUUCUCGUAGAUCCUCCAUGGCGAUAAGAUCGUCUCGCGCUGCGUAUAUUUUGGCAACACCGUUGAACACAUUUCUAUUGUUUAUUUGCAAGUUGUUCAGUGCAGGCCACACGUAUGUAUAGAAUGCCACCUCGUUGCGAAAGAGUAGUUCACUUUUAAACGCCUCCCGGUGUUCCCUCGAUUGGGGCAAAACUUUAUAAAUGAUCGCGCAUUCGUAAUUUAUCCAAUCGUCGGUUCUACCAUCCCUCUGCUGUUGCCCUUUCGCCCGAAUGCGGUAGAGCAUAGACGUGUAAUUGUCACCUCUGCCCGACCCAUGUUCUUCCUCUACACUGCUGAUCUUCACGUUCGGUUCAUCUUUCGUUAUCAGUUCACGUACCGCCUCCAAUGUAAGACGCGGAUCAUCUCCUUUCUUGUCCAUCACUGCUACUCCCCCUCUCGAAUGAGACCGAGCGAUUUCUGUUUUCUUCAAAUCGGUGUAUACGAGGAGAAACUCCUUUCGAACGAUCUCCUCUUGCGGCUUAACGUUCUGGUAUCUCGUGUCGUUAGGUGCCGUAGCAAUCCAGUCUUUCAAACGGUCGAGUGAGUUACGAUGUUAAGCUAUGCAAUGCAGGAAAUAAGUAUUUGAGUGACAAGAGGAUAGUACCUCCCACUGCUGCAGAACUUAAUUUACUAAUCGUACGUACCCUACCUAGAGGGACAAGGACAUUAAUAUCUUCCAAUGACGCGAGUAAUUUCUAUUCUUUGAAUGACAAAUUGAUUGAAAUUCUUGUAUAUAUAACACGAAUUUCCAAUAACAGCCAAGAAACUUUCGUAAACUUCGUAAAGCGCGUUAACGUAAUAAUUUAAAGUUGUGCUAAAUGUAACGAAAAAGAGAUACAGACAAAUAUACAAUCAGAAACUGUUAUAAAUACUUCUUUAUUGCGACUAAUUGAUAUUAUUCCAAGUUCAUCUCAUACAAUGAGACCGCUAAAUCGUCUCCUAUUAUAGUCAUCAAUUUUUCACGCUCGUCGGCAGCGAGCCCUUUAUUAUUAUACAAUAAUUUAGCCAUGUCAGCAAUUUGUUGAAAUCCUACAUUUACGCUGUAUUCGAGGAUAAGCUGAAAAAGAAAAGAAUUAAAUUACCGUAUAUAUAUAUA